CACAGACACAAAUACGAGAAACUUGUAUGAGACAGCUGCUUUCUUCUUUCUGGUAGUCGUGUUUCCGGUAUAAUUUAUAUCAAUGUAGUACGGAGUGGAACCUUGCUGUAUUAACCGUCUCUACGGCUUAUUUGUGGUCCCCUCGCCGCGGAAAACAUAUUAUUAGUACUCAACGGCGGCGUACACGGCAGCCUGACCUGUAAGUUAUAUGAGCGGUUGAUUGCGAUAGACCGGACGCGACACACACAGUAGUCAGUAGAUCAUGACUCAUUAUUUGCUUGUCGGUUUUGUGAUCACUACUUCUUUCAUUCACCUCUGUCCUGGGUGUAGCCCAGCGUAUCCAUGGAAUUCAUUAACAUUUCUAGAGAGAGCGUCACGAGCCGAUACCAUUGUCAACGGUAUAGUGACAAACCUGUAUCCAAUACCAGAACAUCCGACUUCUUUCCCAGAAGCGUACAUAGCAGAGUUUGAGACAGAUUGCAUCUUUAGAGGGACAACCAUACGAAAGUAUGUGAAUAUAACAAAUAUGGGGUAUCUGACGUCAUGUUCAAGGACCCUCGUUGACAAUGGAACUGAAUACAUCAUAUUGUUAAGAAUGAACGACGCUGGGGAGUUAGAACCAGAUGAAAUCAAUAUACAGACAGCUGCAUUCGUUGCUGACGAGGAACACUGGAGUGACUUAGGGGUGUUAUGUAACAUUACCGCAGCGCCCCCAGUCGGAGAGCAAGUUGUUCACCGAACGUAGAAUCCAAGCACAUACAAGUCGUAGACGGGUGUUAUUCAGGCACUAUGUCGAACAUAUCUUGGCCAUAAUGUUAUUUUCCUAUUAAUAUCAUUUAUCUUAAAUACCGUGAAUAUUCAGCUGAAUAUAACUUGAAUAUUAGAGUAGUGGUGACAUUUGUAAAUAUU
Saccoglossus kowalevskii is the source of this 909-nucleotide messenger RNA. RefSeq lists its product as uncharacterized. The record is from RefSeq and is a predicted model, not a curated record. Lineage: Eukaryota; Metazoa; Hemichordata; Enteropneusta; Harrimaniidae.